Molecule: messenger RNA, 3893 nt
Organism: Platichthys flesus (European flounder)
Lineage: Eukaryota; Metazoa; Chordata; Actinopteri; Pleuronectiformes; Pleuronectidae
Gene: ttc39a
Product: tetratricopeptide repeat domain 39A
Exons: 21
Coding region: 162-2018 (618 amino acids)
Molecular function (GO): protein binding
Source: RefSeq, a predicted model, not a curated record
AGCACCAGCAGCAGCUCCUCUUCCUCUUCCUCCUUCACCAGUAUCAGUAGGACCUCCUCCUCCUCCGGUCAGUGCUUCCAUCCAUGCCCGCUGUGUAGGCCUCCUCUGUCCGGGUGUAGGCCUCCUCUGUCCGGGAUACUCAGCUGUUGCACCGCGGUGGAAUGAGUUUUAUCACCAACUGGAGACGCAGCGGGAAGAAACAUGACGGAAAGACGGAUACUCAGAAGGCACAGGACAUCCCGGACAGCCCAGACUCCCUGAACCAGUUGUCCGUCAUCAACAGUCCAGACCUGGAUCCCAUCCUCACAGACUUCAGGUUACAGCUGCCGAACAACAGAGAUGCUCCGGAACCUGCAAAUCCCUCUGAUGGGGGCUCGAAGUCGGACCUGUCUCUGGCUCUGGAGGACUGUACGGCCGCCUUGGACCUGUUUCUCAGAAAUGAGUUUGAGGAGGCGCAGACCCGGCUCCGAAGCAGAACCAAAGACAGCAUGUACCACGCUCUGACCUACGCCACGAUCCUAGAGAUGCAGGCCAUGAUGACCUUUGACCCCCAACACAUCCUGACAGCAGGAAACACCAUGAAGGAGGCCCAGGCUAUCUGUCAGCGGCAACGCAAGAAGUCGAGCUUCUCCAAAACCUUUACGGAAGAGGAACUCCAUGCGGAAGUGUGCUACGCCGAGUGUCUCCUGCAGAGGGCAGCACUCACUUUCCUACAGGAUGAAAACAUGAUCAGUUUCAUUAAAGGAGGGAUCAAAGUGAGGAACAGCUACCAGACUUACAAAGAGCUUCACACAGUCCUCCAGUCCGCUGGCUACACCCAUGGUGACAACCACAGCCAUUUUGAGGGUGGUGUUAAACUGGGAGUGGGAGCCUUUAAUCUAAUGAUUUCCAUGUUGCCCGCUCGGACACUGAAGCUACUGGAGUUUGUGGGUGUCUCUGGUAACAAGGAGUUCGGUCUGCAGGAGCUUCAGGACGGCUGCGCUGAGAGCACAUUCAGGUCCUUCCUCUGUAACAUGCUGCUGCUCUGUUAUCACACCUUCAUGAGCUUCAUACUUGGAACUGGAGAAGGAGAUGUUGAAGAUGCUGAGAAACUGCUACAGCCAUAUCUCAAAAAAUAUCCCACGGGAUCCAUCUUCUUGUUCUUCGCUGGCCGAAUAGAAGAGAUCAAGGGGAACCUGGAUGCUGCUGUUGACCGUUUCCAGGAGUGCUGUGAGGCUCAGCAGCAGUGGAAGCAGUUUCACCACAUGUGCUACUGGGAGCUGAUGUGGUGCUACACGUACAAGAGGAACUGGAAGAUGGCUUACUUCUACGCUGACCUGCUCAGCAAGGAGAACUCGUGGUCUAAGGCUACCUAUGCGUAUAUGAAAGCAGCCUACCUUAGCAUGAUGACGGAGGAUGAUUGUCUAACCUUCGGGGAAACUGCGUUGACUCUGUUCAGGCAAGUUCCAGAACUAAAGCAGAAAAUAGCCGGCAAGUCUUUGCCAACGGAGAAGUUUGCGAUCAGGAAAGCCCGUCGCUACCUCGUAGAUAAUCCCAUUCCUCUCCCUGCCCCUCCAUUGGAGAUGAUGUACAUAUGGAAUGGCUACACGGUCAUUGGAAAACACAAAGACCUGACGGAGGGCAUGCUGAAAACACUGGAUGAGGCACAAGCUCAACUCGAGAACAGCCAAAGGAGUGAGUUCUCCAUGGACGAUCAGUGUCUGCUCAGCCUACUGAGGGGUUUGUGUCUCAAACACCUGGGGCACCAGGAGGAGGCCGAACACUACUUUACCCUGGUCCUUUGCAAUGAGACUCAGAUCAAAUAUGACCACUACCUUGUUCCCAAUGCCCUGCUGGAGCACGGCCUGCUGUUACUGGAGCAAGGCAGAACAGAUGAAGCAAUCAAACUGCUAGAAGCAGCAAAGCAAAAUUACAAAAACUACUCGAUGGAAUCUCGGACACACUUCCGUAUUCAGGCCGCUCUGCACAAGGCCAAGGGGGCCGCGGAAAACGGCAUCAACGUUCCCUCCAGUCCAUAACAGACAGAUGAGGGCACACAAGAGCAACUCUCUGUCUCUGCAGUCCCACAAUGCGACACAUACCCCUGCCCAUCUAGGCAGGCCAUUUGUGUUUUUCAUCAGGAGGACAUGCUUAUGUUUUCUUGUGUGUGCCACCCUCAGGGGCGACUGCAGCUCUGUGUGGCCCUAACUGGUUUAGUUGAGUUUGAUGUGCUCUCUUCCAGAGCUCUGUAUAUUAUGAUGAAACUAAUUUCCUCGUCUGAUUUUAAAUAGAAACAAGUUGAGAAAUGUGCCUAUAUUUAAGAAACAUUGCUUCCAGCAGGCUUAUUAGUCCAGCACUGUGGCCAACCAUCAGGAGUGCUCUAGGGUAGAAAACAAGGCUGUAUUUGUGUAGUACGUGCUGCAGAGGGCCUCCACUCGUACCCCUGGAUAAGAAUGUGCCAAAUUCAGGGUGAUGUUGGUGUGGACCCUAAUGGAGCCAGAUUAACAGAGAGCCCACUUUAAAUUACUGACACUAACUCCAACUGGACAGCAGCACCAUUUGGCUGCUCCAAAGAAAUCCUACUUUUUUAAUUUAAUGUAAAUGAGUGAUUAUUGAUCAAUUGACCUGACUAGAUGGGAGAUGACACAUCAUUAUUUGUUGACACCAGUUAUCAUAUUAUGUUACUCGCCAAAUAUUCCGUGGAAACUACGAGACUGUUUUGUACAUUUGAUAAAUGUUUGUUGUCAGGGUUCCGAUUUUUGAUGACCUUCAUUCACACUACAUAUUCUUAGGUUCUUUGUGUUUCUCACAGCAAAUGGAAAUUGUAUUGUUUAUUCCAAGUUUCCUCCUUUUUCCUCGAAACUAAGUUAAAGAAAAUUUUAAUGUGGGAUUCUUUUAAUGUGGGACUUUUAGACUCAUUUUGAAGAAUUGAUCAACUCUACAAUCCUGUUGUAUUUACAAUCACAUGUAAUGGUUCUUGCAAAAAGCUUUGUAAAUCAGCAGGCUGUACAAUCUCUCCAUAGUUGUAAAACAAUGCCUAUCAGACUUGAAGCGGAGAGUUGUUCUUUACAUUUAUACACUGUAUAUGGCAUCGUUUACAAAAAUUGUCCUGUUUUAAGAGGACAGAUGAAUGUGUCUUUUAAAAAGGCAGACUCCCUCCUUUUCUCCUCCUGGUGUGUGGGACAGAUUCCAACAGCACUUGAGCUCGAACAAACGGGCCAUUCACCCCGAGUGACGAGGGACUGCGUGCUUGUCUGCCUGUAGCAUCCCUUCAGUGGGUGAAGAAGCUCUGAAUGGCAAUGACCACAGUUGUCCUGCUUUGUGAACCCCCUCCGCUGCUCAUGUAUCUGCCAUGCUGGGCCAGAACCACCAAUUGAAAGACUUGGACAUCACAACCACAGUUCUCUGUCAAAUAAUAAUAAUAAUAAUAAUCUGUUUAGGAACAAAUACUUGUAAUGAUUUAAAUGAUAAAACAAAGACAGAUGACAUCUGAAUGUGCUGGUGCUGAGGUUAUUUGAAGGGCGAGAAAAACCCAGUAACUCACCAUGUCUGAUUUAUUCAUGAUCAGUGCAAGGUUUGGGAUUCAAGACUCUGACUAGGAGUAAGUUUCAAUAUUUUUAGGAGGUAGACGUGGAGGUGGAGGAAAUGUAUUCAGUUGAUCUCUUUAAUCUUCAAAUAACAUAGUGUAUUUUCUACUAAUAAUCAAGCUUUUGAGUCCUUUUCCUGUCUUUGGUUUUACUUGUGUUGCUGUAAGAAACAAUCUUAGUUGAGUGGGAAAAAGGAAGCUGACGAUCAGCAUAAUCCACUGGGCUCAGCUGCCACUGAGCAGAAUGACAUUCCUGUACAUACUGAAUGUUUCUAUUGUAAUUUAACAUGAAAUGUUGGUGAGCAACUAAAAAGCACAUCUCACUCUG